AGAUCGUUGCGUGUGGACGGGCCUUAAGAAUAUUCUAUGUUGUCAACCGAGGCGCGUAGAUUCUAUGUUCUAACUUCUUUGUUGUCAAUGAUCACGAAAUCAUUUUGUAAUAUCUUCGGUUUUUUAAAAAUAAAUACAGACGAUAGUCAUCUUUGGUAGUAUCGUGUGCGUGUUACUGACGUCUGUUUACAUAGAUUAUGCGAAGAGAUAAAACAUCUGGAAAAAGCGAAAGAUAAGAUAUUCAGCUAGACUACAGGUACAUAUACUCAAAUAGUUCACAAACAUGGGCCAGAAGCGAGAGAUCCCACCAGCUCUGCAAAAGCUCCUGGCCUUAGAUGUUCAUCUUACUAAUCAGUUUUGUAUCUGGGCUAAUCACUUUUUACCACUUAGAUCACUGAGAAUACAUUACAAAUUUCUUGAGGUAUCAUGCCACGGUGUACCAUGGAUAGCAGCAUGGCUAGCCUUUAUUUGGCUGUGGGAUCACCCAUCACUCUACCAAAUGCAGAUGAACUUUCUCAUUGGACUGCUGUUGGACAUAGUGUUGGUAGCUGUGUUAAAAGCUGUGACACGCCGAAGACGUCCUGUGGCCAAUAAAUCGGACAUGUUUGGAGUAGUUGGACCAGAUAAGUUUUCAUUUCCAUCUGGACAUGCAUCCCGAGCUACAAUGGUUGCGUGUUUCUUCCUGUGGGUGUGGCCUGUGCAUUUUCUUUUCCAGGGACCUAUUCUAGCAUGGGCAGGCAGUGUCUGCCUGUCAAGGUUGCUGUUGCAGCGACAUCACAUUUUGGAUGUAACAGCUGGUGUGCUGCUGGGUGUGUUUGAGACUUGGUUCAUUUACAAUAUUGUCUGGUUGUCACAGGAGUCUGCCACUUGGGCAGUCUCGUGGCUUUCAGAUGAGCGAACAGAUGGAGGCAGCUACCAUGUCUAGCCAGGUGCUACUAAUUUCUGUCCAUGAGCAUGGGUAUGUGAGUGUAAGUGAGAGCAGUCCUGAAUUUAGCAUCUAAACUAUUAGCUCAUUCUGUUAUUAGAAGAAGAGGUAAUAAGCAACACUGACUUCAGAAAUAAACAAAGGGUAUAAUUUGAAUAAUUGUAUGGAAAAUCAAUUUUUAUUACAUCAGGAGCAUUGCUAAGAUAUUCUUGUUUUAGAGAGCUUCAACUUUUCUUAUUUGAUCGCUUAAGUAAAGGUGGACAGUAUACUUUUAAAUAAUUUGUUCACGCUAAUUGUUUUAUAUGCAUUAUUUUAAUGGGGGUUUUCCGUGAGAGGUGGCUUGGUACAAAUACUUGAAUCCAUUAGGUUAAAUUACUCCAAAAACUGCAACCACUGCCAUAUAAUUGUUAAAUGGGAGCUGCUGCUCCUCAUAUAUUCUGUGUUGACAGCAAGAAAAUGGAGCAUCUGCUCAUUGUUUAUAAAAGUAGGAGCUACUGAGCAAGACAGUGAUAAAACAUAGUUGUUGUUUGAAGCAUGAGGUUCACAAUAACCAUGUUUUGUUUGUUAGAAGCAACUAAAAUUAGCAAAACUAUAAAAAAGUGGGGGGGGGGGUUGGUGCACUGCAUUUAUUAUUAAGGAAUAUAUAGUUCUCAGAGUUAAUGGUAAGGUGCUGUCCACUUUGUACCAAUUCAGUUUCUACAGCUAACAAGGAUUUCCUGGACAGAGUUGAUAUUUUACUAUGAAGUUGCUUUGUCAUAAAAGCAAAGUAUGUGUGUAUAAGUGUGGUGAAAAGAAUUCAUUCUUCCAAAAACUUGAAUAUAUAAUUUGAUAUUGUUUCAUAUAUUAAAUGAAUGGUCGUGCAUAUUUUGUCAAAUUACAAUUGGCAUGCCUUCUUGUAGAUAGAAAUAGCAUUUUUUUAAUUGUGUGAUGUAAAGAAGGUUUUGUCAAUUGAUGCAUGUAUAUAUAUUCAAUAUAAGACUGUAAAAAUCAUCUCAUUACAAAACUGACACUUGAAAACCAGGUUUGCAAUCAAGUACCAAAGUAUUUCAAUAGUUUAACUACACAGAACAACAGAAAUGAUAAUGUUACAUGCUUUUGUUAUGUACUGUAGUCACUAAAAUGAAAGAAUGUGGAACUUUUGCAACAAUGUAAAAAUGUUCAAAAGAAAGUGCUGUGAUGUUUCAGUGUAAUACGCUUAAACCAGUUCCUAAUAAAUAAUUACAGCUA
Molecule: messenger RNA, 2152 nt
Organism: Schistocerca cancellata (South American locust)
Lineage: Eukaryota; Metazoa; Arthropoda; Insecta; Orthoptera; Acrididae
Product: polyisoprenoid diphosphate/phosphate phosphohydrolase PLPP6
Exons: 4
Coding region: 284-925 (213 amino acids)
Molecular function (GO): sphingosine-1-phosphate phosphatase activity
Source: RefSeq, a predicted model, not a curated record